AUGAAUUCAAAAAACGAAAAGUCGGCAGAGCAUUUCACUUCCGAGGAUAUGGAUUGUCAGGUGUCCAGUAUACAGCCUGUCAAAGCCGCCCUCGCCAAAGCAAAGAAAAGGUCUCAAAGGAACGCGCCCUCCUUCAGAGGCUUGGAAGAAAAGACUUACAACCUUUUUUCUACCGACCAUGUCAAGCACUGUUGGCACAGCAUUACUUCAGCCAAAUACAUUGAGUUCUAUCCCCCUGAGGAUUGGGACCCAUUUCCGAAUUACACAGACGGAAGAGGCCCACUCACAGCCAACAAAGGUCGCAAGACGGUGGAUGUCCAGUUCCUUGACGAAUACUUCUUGAUUCUCAAGAUUCAUCGUGACUUUGUGUUUUCAACUCAGUCAAGAGAGAUACCGAAAGAGGCUCCGGAAUUCUUUACAUACUAUGGCAUUGCAGAAGGCUACACACCCCCAGUUGAUAAGAGGGAAGAGAUAGCUAAGCGAUGUCGCUCAGCAUCUCCUCAGUGA
Fusarium fujikuroi IMI 58289 is the source of this 507-nucleotide messenger RNA. RefSeq lists its product as uncharacterized. The coding region runs from base 1 to 507 and encodes 168 amino acids. Lineage: Eukaryota; Fungi; Ascomycota; Sordariomycetes; Hypocreales; Nectriaceae. The transcript has 2 exons. The record is from RefSeq and is a predicted model, not a curated record.